This is a messenger RNA of Malus domestica (apple), 943 nucleotides long. The record is from RefSeq and is a predicted model, not a curated record. Lineage: Eukaryota; Viridiplantae; Streptophyta; Magnoliopsida; Rosales; Rosaceae.
CUUACCUAUCAAUUCCGCUGCAUUACAUUCUUUUUUGUGAGAUAAACAUCUCCAAAGUAGUGAAGUCUUUUUAAGCCCCAACAAAGUGGUACCAGAGCUAUGGCUAGCAACGCUAUGGUAGCCUUCCAAGUUCCAGUGCUCGACAACAACUUCUUCGAUAAUUGGAGUAUCAAAAUGAAGGCCCUUUUGGGAGCACACGAUGUAUGGGAAGUUGUGGAGAAAGGCUACACUGAGCCAAAAGAUGAAGCUACUUUGUCCCAACCCCAGAAGGAGAGUUUGAAAGAUUCAAGAAAGAGAGACAAGAAGGCUCUCUACCUCAUCUACCAAGCAUUAGAUGACAAUGGCUUUGAGAAGGUCUCGAGUGCAACCUCUACCAAGCAAGCAUGGGAGAAGCUUCAAACCUCUUACAAAGGAGCCGAACAAGUGAAAAAGGUUUGUCUUCAAGUAUUAAGAGGUGAGUUCGAAUCUCUACAAAUGAAAGGGUCUGAAUCAAUCUUUGAUUAUUUCUCAAGAGUCUUAGCCGUUUCCAAUCAAUUAAAAAGAAACGAAGAAAAGUUAGAAGAUGUUAGAAUUAUGGAGAAGAUACUACGCUUGUUGGACCCCAAGUUUGAGCACAUUGUCGUGACACUUGAAGAAACUAAAAACUUGGAAAAAUUAAUAUAGAGCAAUUAAUGGGUUCGCUACAAGCAUAUGAAGAGAAACAUAAGAAGAGGCAAGUAACUAAGUUUUCUCAAAGUUGAAAGAGUCGUUCGAUAUGAUGCAAGGAGAAUUUGUGUAAUAUAAGCAAUUGAAUCAAUGGUGUAUUCAACUUCCCACUUCAGUGGUAUCCCAGGUAAAAUGUUGAGAAAUGACACCAGGGAUAUAGCUCCUCGAAACAUACCAUACUACUUCCUUUCACUACACCAGAAGAAUGACUGGUCAAGAAUGUUCAGGUUACCUAACU